GUCGCGACAAACUUAAAUGAGCGCGCGACCGAUGGAGGCGACGCCGCCCUCCACCGUGCUCGUCCACUCGCUCGUCAAGCUCAUCCCGUUCGCGGUCUCGGCACUGAGCAUGGCGAUGCUCGUGCUCAUGUACUGGCGCUUCCAAGUGCUCUCUAGCUCGCUCUCGACCGUGCCGAUUGCAUUUGUGCGACUCAACGUCGGCGGCGCGACGUUUCAGACGACGACGGCGACGCUCCUCCAACGCUUCGACUCGAUUUUCCCCGUCGUGCUCUCGGCCCCCAGCUGGCCCCGCGACGAGUCGGGUGCCUACCUCUUUGAUUGGGGCCCCGAAGACAUCCCACUGGUGCUCGAGUACCUCCGCACGGGACGGCUCGAGGCUGGCGCCCCGUGCGGUGACGGCACGGUCGCCAGCAGCCACCACCUCCGGCGGACCUUUGCGUUCUUCCGCCUCUCGCUGCCGCCGGUCUCGCUCGCUUUCCAGCAUACGAUGAAUUCGGACGUCCAAGUCGCCAAGGUGUUCUUGCGCGAACGUGUCUUUUGGGAUGUGGACCGGAGCGACCUGUCGAUCGUGUUUGGCGACGAGGCGCAGGUUGCGACACUUUUGCCGACGGAGCUUAUUGACGGUGUCGACAAUGGCACGUCGCCGCUGCUACCGCCGACGCUCGUGGGCGCGGACGCCGUCAGCGAGUUUGCAGUGUGGACAUCCGACAUGUACCGGAUCGGUCUCGGGAUCGCGCCGCGGCACUGCUUCUGGAGCCUCAUCGAAGACUGCAUGUGGCACCAUGAUGGACUAAGCAGCAACGACGACGACGACGACGACGACGACCGGGUUGCGACGCCGGGGAUUUUACAGCUCCGAUGGGAAGGCAACACGCGGCAUGUGGUUAUCUCACGAGCGACUUGCGACGACCUCGCCAAGUGCAAUGUCGAAUUCCAAAAAGUGGCGACCGUCCAGACGUACUUGGGGCGCAAUGCAGAUGUCUACCCUGACAUUCGCCUCUUUCCCGGCAAUGGCACGUUGACAGUGACCGUGAUCAAUCCUCUGGAAGCGUAUUAACGAAUUGUCAUUGUACAAUUCUAGAAAAAAUUGGAGCUCUGUAUGCAGACGACGACAGACGCCACCGACGAGUUCCAUUUACGUAAUUUAAAUGUGCGUCCUCCGAGUUCGUUAACCA
Saprolegnia parasitica CBS 223.65 is the source of this 1175-nucleotide messenger RNA. RefSeq lists its product as hypothetical. The coding region runs from base 17 to 1057 and encodes 346 amino acids. NCBI's taxonomy places the organism in Eukaryota, Oomycota, Saprolegniomycetes, Saprolegniales, Saprolegniaceae. The record is from RefSeq and is a predicted model, not a curated record. Gene Ontology annotation, biological process: protein homooligomerization. The transcript has 2 exons.